This is a messenger RNA of Hypanus sabinus (Atlantic stingray), 1821 nucleotides long. It is a transcript of the gene alg6, whose product is annotated as ALG6 alpha-1,3-glucosyltransferase. The coding region runs from base 99 to 1616 and encodes 505 amino acids. Gene Ontology annotation, molecular function: dolichyl pyrophosphate Man9GlcNAc2 alpha-1,3-glucosyltransferase activity. Gene Ontology annotation, cellular component: endoplasmic reticulum membrane. The transcript has 14 exons. Gene Ontology annotation, biological process: protein N-linked glycosylation. The record is from RefSeq and is a predicted model, not a curated record. Lineage: Eukaryota; Metazoa; Chordata; Chondrichthyes; Myliobatiformes; Dasyatidae.
CGCAUGCGCGGACUUCAGGAAGUGCCGGGCAGAGCAAAGGCAGACUAGAAGGAACUGGAGAGGGAAUUGGUUUGGAGAAGAGAGUUGUUGCUCUCGACAUGGAGCGAUGGACUCUCAUUGCCAUAGUACUCAUUGUCAAUUUAACAGUUCGUUGGGCGGUGUCUCUGAACCCGUACUCAGGUGCUAGUAAGCCACCGAUGUAUGGAGACUAUGAAGCUCAGAGGCACUGGCAGGAGAUUACGUUCAAUUUACCCGUCCAUCAAUGGUACUUCAAUACAAGCGACAAUGAUCUCAAGUAUUGGGGACUUGAUUAUCCACCUUUAACUGCUUACCACAGUCUGCUUUGUGCAUAUGUAGCUGAAUCAAUAAAUCCUGAUUGGAUUACUCUUCAUGUGUCUCGUGGGUACGAGAGCCUUGGGCACAAACUAUUCAUGAGAGCAACAGUGCUUGUGGCAGACUUCAGUGUAUAUAUCCCGGCGAUCCUUUACUAUAUUCUUCAUUGUGAAGGUCCAGAGACCAUGAAGGUAUCGUAUUUGCUGUGUGCAUUACUCUAUCCUGGACUACUACUUAUUGACCAUGGGCAUUUUCAAUACAACUCUAUCAGCUUGGGCCUUGCACUGUGGGGGUUGCUGGGCCUUUUGAAAGGCCGGGUCCUGUUGGGAUCCAUGGCAUUUUGCUCAGCUCUUAAUUAUAAGCAAAUGGAACUUUAUCAUGCUCUCCCAUUUUUCUGCUAUCUACUUGGAAGCUGUUUGAAAGACCUGAGCAGUGGAGGGUUAACCAGGUUGAUCAAAAUAGCUCUUGUUGUGUUGCUUUCAUUUGCUUGCUGCUGGCUGCCGUUCCUCACAAGUUUCCAGCAGUCUCUGCAGGUGAUUCAGAGACUUUUCCCUGUCGAUAGAGGUUUGUUUGAGGAUAAAGUUGGAAAUGUGUGGUGCAGUUUAUCUAUAAUAUUGAAGGUGAAGAAGAUUCUAUCACAACAGACACAGAUAUGGCUCAGUUUUGCCGCAACAUUUCUGACACUUCUUCCUACAUGCAUGAAGUUGACAAUGAAUCCCACAAUAAAGGGAUUCAAAUUUGCACUGGUCAAUUGUUCCUUAUCAUUCUUCCUGUUUUCAUUCCAAGUUCAUGAAAAAUCUAUACUUCUGGCAGCUAUACCUGUAUUAUUGAUUCUACAUGAACUGCCCUUCAUGACAACCUGGUUUUUGCUGGUAUCAACUUUUAGCAUGUUUCCCCUGUUGCUAAAAGAUGGCCUACUCCUCCCUUAUAUUGUUAGCUCUUUGACAUUCCUUCUUGUCACAAUGAAGUUGUUAUCAGCCUUUGAAAAAGUGUCUGUGGAGGAUCUGCAGCUCCAGCCAUUUGUGCAGAGCUUGAGGAGGUACUUCCCACACUUUGCAAUCUCAUCAUGCAUUGCAAAACUUUCAUUCCUUCUAUCUGUGGUAGCCAUGGCGAGUCUUAAUUUGAUUAGUGUAACACUAGCUCCUCCACCACAACUGCCAGACUUGUUCCCUGUCUUGGUGUCCCUAAUUUCCUGUUUCCAUUUCUUGAUCUUCCUGGCGUACUUCAACAUUCUGCAUCUGUCGGAGCCUGUGUUCGAGAAGCAUCAACGGAAAGUGAAAUAGAGCACAGUUUGUUUUAUUGCAACGCAAAAUUAGAAUUUAUUCCACUGUAUAUUACAGUAAAUAAAUGAUACUCUUUAGUCCAAAAUGCAAAAAUUAUCAUUUUUUAAAAUUACGUAUAUACUUAUCUGCCUCAAUAUAUCAGUACCUGCUGAAGAAAGCACCAUGAAUCCUGGGUCUUCCUGCUUUAUUUGAUCUAACAAUUAGG